GGUUUAGCCGACAGUACACGUUACAGAGUGCCUCGCCUUGCAGGUCAAAUUCAGUCUAGACUUUUGCCUUGGACGACAUCGGCGCCGGACAACUCCUCGUCGGUGGAUUCUAUACAACAGAGUCUGCCAGAAAACAAACAUGUCCGCGUACUUAUUUGUUGAUAGUAAAAUUCAGUCAUCUGUUGUCUGCUGGUACAUUACCUACAAACGGCCAUACGAGUCACGUAAAGGGCGUGAUAGUUCUCUUGAAAUCUUACCAGGACGCUAUAUGCUGGGCAAUGAGCCGUAUGGCUUAUUUACUUAAACAAGGCAAACAAAGCCGGGAAAAGUUCUCGUUUCCAAAUAGACGUCAUCGACAUCGGCGUACUCUUCCUCCCACGUUUCUGAGGUCACUUUUCGUAAAAAUUCUAUCCAAAUGUUUGAAAAUAACACAUGACAAUGCCACGGGAUUGGAUUGCCCGUGUAUUUGAACUUUUCAAACGGAUGGGGAUAUGAUAAAAAAAAAGGAUUCCAACUGCGGGUCUACACAUGGGAAGUUGGGAAAUUACCCCCAGAGUAGAAUCCUCCCACCCUUUCCGCCUACUCCAGCCAGAAAAACGGCAACUUGCAAAGUCAAGUCACGAUCCGUUGAGUCUAGUAGAGCUUCUUUAUAAAAUGCGUCCGUAACUUAUACGUCCAACAGAUCACGUAUCAGUAUACAAGACGUAUCCGCACAGUGAAGACGCGUGAUCGAACUGUCCUACCAAUUUUCAAAGCCCAACAUGGAAUAUUUAAACGUUAUUGCCUUUCUAUUACUGAUGAUGAAUUUCACCUAUACCAAUUCAUCGCGUAUCGGAAGACACACCAACGGAGAUGUUUCUAGAACUUCCGAUGGAGAAAAACCUAUCGAUCCGGAACACGAAUUUCAGAUUCGCCUGAGUAGCGUCAGCAGCUUGGAGGCUUUGUUGCUCGAAACGAUUCGAGUAGGUGGAUCAGAAAUUUGUUCGUCUCCUUUCGCUCGAAGUGUCAUGCUCGGCACCUGGCGACACAACACACCCGAUCGUGACGAGCUGAGGGAUAAUUUAGAGUUGCGAAAAACUUGCUAUAACGCCUUGUUAAAGGAUAGCCCGAUGAACGCAGCCUCAACUCCCGUUGCCGCUUCGUAUCCCUUAAUGAACGAUUCACCCCCAGAUCAAGGAUUUAAUGACACUUCGGCUCACCAAGAUUUGACUUUUACGUUGCUCCGGCCAGCGGCGAGUGUUGCAGUCCCGCUACGGAUGUCACGGAUAGGAAUACAACCGCCAGCUCCGGCUCCUAAACGGGAAGCGGCAGCCGGUGCUGAGGUCUUGCAAAAGGCUAAUGAGAUUAUUAAAGACCGUUCUGCGGAUUGCAAACCACGGAAAAUUCCGGUUGAGAUACCUAAAGAACCAAACAUUACAUGGUUGCCGGCCUGUGCGUUAGUCGAACGUUGUGGCGGUUGCUGCAAGCACGAAUCACUUCAAUGCGUCCCGGUUCCAGAAGACAUCACCAUGAUGAAAAAGAAGGUAGUUGCUGUUAAUAAUAAAGGGGUAUAUUUAAACGUCAAGCACGUCAACAUAGAGAAACAUAACAAAUGCAGAUGCCAGUGUAAGGUCAAAGCAUCGGACUGCAAUCCACAACAGAUAUACGAUAAAAAUAACUGCCGAUGUGUUUGCAAACAGAACGGAUCAAAAUCUGGAAGAUCCACGCAGCAAACUUGCAAGGCUCCUUUAUAUUGGGACGAACGGAGUUGCAAAUGUCGUUGUCCCCCACAAAUUGACGUCGAAUGUUCUACAGGUUCUUUUUUCUCGUCGGAACAGUGCCGGUGUGUUACGGCAAGCGAAAUAAUUGAAGAGGAAAUCACAAAACGAAUGUGAAAUUAUUGAAUAUUUGAUAACGCUUCAACAAAUUACUGCACUAGGAAUACGGCGUUGCUUAUUUAAAUAUCGAGUCUUAAUGCUCUUUUGACCAUACCAGUAUCAUUAAACAAUUAUUGGGAUUAAAGAAA
Messenger RNA from Daphnia magna, 2005 nucleotides. RefSeq lists its product as uncharacterized. The record is from RefSeq and is a predicted model, not a curated record. Bases 762 to 1874 code for a protein of 370 amino acids. Gene Ontology annotation, biological process: positive regulation of protein autophosphorylation; positive regulation of cell population proliferation. Lineage: Eukaryota; Metazoa; Arthropoda; Branchiopoda; Diplostraca; Daphniidae. The transcript is spliced from 9 exons. Gene Ontology annotation, molecular function: growth factor activity; growth factor receptor binding. Gene Ontology annotation, cellular component: membrane.